AAUAAAUUAAGAAAACCAGACCAUUUUCUUCUGUAUAACGUCACUCUUCAAAAACCUCAAAACCUUCUCCUUCAGCAGCAGAGAGAAGUCAGAGAACCAUCAAAACGAUGUCGUUACCAGUAGUUGACACAGAAUACCUGAAGGAGAUAGACAAAGCUCGCCGUGAUCUCCGUGCUCUUAUCGCUUACAAGAACUGCGCUCCGAUCAUGCUCCGUUUAGCAUGGCAUGAUGCUGGAACUUAUGAUAAGCACACAAAAACUGGAGGACCUAAUGGUUCUAUAAGAAAUGAAGAGGAGUAUUGUCACGGUUCCAAUAGUGGCUUGAAAAUUGCGAUUGAUUUCUGCGAAGAAGUGAAGGCUAAACAUCCUAAAAUUACUUAUGCGGAUUUAUAUCAGCUCGCAGGUGUUGUUGCCGUUGAGGUCACAGGAGGUCCGUCCAUUGACUUUGUUCCUGGUAGAAAGGACUCAAAAGUUUGUCCCAGGGAAGGGAGACUUCCAGAUGCUAAACAAGGUCCACGACAUUUAAAGGAUGUCUUUUACCGAAUGGGUCUAUCUGACCAAGAUAUAGUAGCACUCUCAGGGGGUCACACUCUGGGAAAGGCGCAUCCGGAUCGAUCAGGUUUUGAUGGCCCUUGGACCAAGGAGCCUCUGAAGUUUGACAACUCGUAUUUUGUGGAGCUGCUGAAAGGAGAGACGGAGGGGCUGUUGAAACUUGCAAGUGAUAAGGCUUUGUUGGAGGACCUCAAGUUCCAUCAUUAUGUUGAGCUGUACGCUAAGGACGAGGAGGCGUUCUUCAAGGACUAUGCGGUAUCUCAUAAGAAACUUUCAGAACUAGGAUUCUCCCCAAGUUCCUCUGGGUCCAAACUAAUCGCAAAGGACAGUGUAAUACUGGCUCAAAGUGCUGUCGGAGUUGUCGUUGCUGCUGCUGUUGUGAUCAUCAGCUAUUUCUACGAAGUUCGCAAAAGAAUGAAAUAGAUUUUUUGUUCAUCUUCUUUUCCAAUAUAUUCUCCCAGAUUAAUCAGUGCCAUUUUUACAGCCUAGGAGCUGAUUACUGAAAUAUUUGUAUGCGAGAUAACAACAAAUUAAAGCUGGCAAAAUGUAUUGAUAAGUCCUUAUACUUUUUAGGAGAGA
Molecule: messenger RNA, 1130 nt
Organism: Mercurialis annua (annual mercury)
Lineage: Eukaryota; Viridiplantae; Streptophyta; Magnoliopsida; Malpighiales; Euphorbiaceae
Product: L-ascorbate peroxidase 3
Exons: 9
Coding region: 108-974 (288 amino acids)
Biological process (GO): cellular response to oxidative stress; response to reactive oxygen species; hydrogen peroxide catabolic process
Molecular function (GO): peroxidase activity; heme binding
Source: RefSeq, a predicted model, not a curated record